Macrosteles quadrilineatus (aster leafhopper) is the source of this 1047-nucleotide messenger RNA. RefSeq lists its product as uncharacterized. The transcript is spliced from 2 exons. The coding region runs from base 1 to 1047 and encodes 348 amino acids. The record is from RefSeq and is a predicted model, not a curated record. NCBI's taxonomy places the organism in Eukaryota, Metazoa, Arthropoda, Insecta, Hemiptera, Cicadellidae.
AUGGCAUCGUGUAGGCUUUCCAACGAACCUAACCCCACGACUCUCAGACGACCUGUCGCUGUUCAGCGUGAUCAUGAACAGAAUAAUACAGCAGUGCAUGUCAAUGGUUCAAGUACACAGAAUAAUACAGCAGUGCAUGUCAACGGUUCAAGUGAACAGAAUAAUACAGCAGUGCAUGUCAACGGUUCAAGUGAACAGAAUAAUACAGCAGUGCAUGUCAACGGUUCAAGUGAACAGAAUAAUACAGCAGUGCAUGUCAACGGUUCAACUGAACAGAAUAAUACAGCAGUGCAUGUCAACGGUUCAAGUGAACAGAAUAAUACAGCAGUGCAUGCCAGUAGCUCAACUGAACAGAAUAAUACAGUAGUGCAUGUCAACGGUUCAACUGAACAGAAUAAUACAGCAGUGCAUGCCAGUAGCUCAACUGAACAGAAUAAUACAGUAGUGCAUGUCAACGGUUCAAGUGAACAGAAUAAUACAGCAGUGCAUGCCAGUAGCUCAACUGAACAGAAUAAUACAGCAGUGCAUGUCAAUGGUUCAAGUGAACAGAAUAAUACAGCAGUGCAUGUCAAUGGUUCAAGUACACAGAAUAAUACAGCAGUGCAUAUCAAUGGUUCAAGUACACAGAAUAAUACAGCAGUGCAUGUCAACGGUUCAACUGAACAGAAUAAUACAGCAGUGCAUGUCAACGGUUCAAGUGAACAGAAUAAUACAGCAGUGCAUGUCAACGGUUCAAGUGAACAGAAUAAUACAGCAGUGCAUGUCAACGGUUCAACUGAACAGAAUAAUACAGCAGUGCAUGUCAACGGUUCAAGUACACAGAAUAAUACAGCAGUGCAUGCCAGUAGCUCAACUGAACAGAAUAAUACAGUAGUGCAUGUCAACGGUUCAACUGAACAGAAUAAUACAGCAGUGCAUGUCAAUGGUUCAAGUGAACAGAAUAAUACAGCAGUGCAUGCCAGUAGCUCAAGUGAUAGAAUAAUACAGCAGUGCAUGUCAACGGUUCAACUGAACAGAAUUCGAAAUCCUAAAAUUAGGAAUAGCUAA